AUGAAGGGUGAAAGCGCGGAAGAACUGAACCGCAUACUUGCCGCCGUAACCGCUGCCGUGAACGCUCAGGAGAGCAUCGACCGGCCUAUUCAAGCUCAUGGGAUGGACCUCCUAAACUACCUGGUCGUCGAGCUUUUCGAUCCGCGCACUAGGCUAGAGUGGGAGUCCUCCAAUGAUUCGAGCGAACCUGUGGAGUAUGAGACGUUAGUCGAGUUCAUGACCAAGCGCAUACUCACCUUGAACGCCGCCAAACCGCGAUCCGCCGUGAAAGCCUCGCCAGACGCGCCGCGCACCGCCAAAAGUCAUCACACCAAACGCGAGACGGAACCUCGAGCCUGCGAUCUGUGCAAGGGCAAGCACUCCCUUUGGCAGUGUCCGGAUUUGAAGGCCAAGUCCGCCACUGAGCGCAAGGAGUUCGUCACGUCCGAGCGACUCUGCUGGAACUGCCUCGGGCGUCACGCGGUUGCCAAGUGUCAGUCCUCGCGCAACUGCUUCUCCUGCGGAGCGCGACACCACACGCUCUUACACGACGCGAGCGUGUCCAGCAAGCCCGUUGAAGCGAGUUCCCUGACUUCCGCGCGUGGGGGCGAAUCUGGCGGGUCGAUCCUCCUGGCGACGGCACGUGUGCUCGCGGCCGACCGCAACGGUCUUCCGCACGCGGUGCGAGUAUUAAUCGAUCAGGGAUCGGAAGUGUCGAUCGUCUCUGAGGCACUCGCGCAAAGACUCCGCCUCCCGCGCUCGCGUACCUCGUUGUCGAUCCUCGGGAUCGGAGAAUCCAAGUCCGGGACGGCGCGAGGCAAGGUGUCCCUUCGGCUCACCGCCCAGACUACCGGCGUCAAUUUGGUCGUCGAAGCGUACGUCCUGCCGCGACUCACCCUGUAUCAGGGACCCGCCGUCAGCCACGAGGUUGACUGGCCUCACAUCCGCGAGCUCCCGCUAGCCGAUCCGCAGUUCGCCUCCAGAGAUCCGGUCGAGAUUCUACUCGGUGCCGAGGUGUGUGCGACCAUCUUCGAGAGUGGGCUCCGCAAGGGAGACCCCCACUCGCCACUCGCCCAGAAGACGAAGCUAGGCUGGAUCCUGUCCGGAGGCAGCGACCAGCCAACCGCCGUCAAGCACCGCCUGGUGAACCAGUGCUCCGUCGACCGUGAGCUGAGCGAUCUGGUGCAGCGUUUUUGGCUCCAGGAGCAGGAGCCAGUCAGCAAGGUGCCACUCACGACGGAGGAACAGAUGAGCGAAGCGUUCUUCGCUGAAUCUCACUCGCGCACAACGUCGGGCAGAUACAUGGUCCGACUGCCUUUCACAACGAAACCGCGCUCACUUGCCGGCACGAGGUUACCCGCUGAACGGCUGUUAACGGCCAUGGAACGCAAGGGCCGGAACGACUCCCGCUUUGGAUCUCUCUACAGAGAGUUCAUGCGGGAAUUCGCCGAACUGCAGCAUAUGGAGGUGGUGAGAGCUCCAUCCACGCAAUCCCCGGGGAGAUGCUAUCUUCCUCACCACGGGGUACUCAAGGAGGCAAGCGCGACGACGAAACUGAGGGUCGUCUUCAACGGCUCUCAGCGGACCGCAUCCGGGGAGUCCCUCAACGGCAGCCUGCACAUCGGAGCAAACCUCCUGCCCGCACUGUCUGAUGUUCUGCUGCGCUGGCGCCGGCAUCACUACGUCUUUAUGGCAGACAUUGAGAAGAUGUACCGCCAGAUCCUGAUCCACCCUGACGACCGGGAUUGGCAGCGCAUCCUCUGGCGCCCGACGCCCGACGAGGCGGUGCAGGAGUACCGCCUCAACACGGUGACGUACGGCCUGGCGUGUGCACCAUUCCUCGCCAUCAGGACGCUCCGUCAGUUGGCCGAGGACGAGGGACCGCAAUUCCCACUGGGCGCCGUCGCCUUGAGACGCGACACGUACGUGGACGACAUCGUCACCGGCGCCGACACCGCAGAGCUAGCCAACCGCAUGGCCCUCGAGCUCGAGGGACUGUGCACGGCGGGCGGGUUCCCGCUGAGGAAGUGGGCCACGAACUGCGAGGCCGUCCUCGCUGGGAUCCCGCAGGAGCACCGGCUCCUAACCCCCGCGCGAGGUUGGGAGGAGGACAGCCACAGCACCCUGGGCCUGCUGUGGUACCCCACUGACGACACCUUCUCCGUCUCACUUCACCCGCGCACAGUGCCCACAUUCACCAAGCGAACAGUCCUGGCGGAGACUGCCCGACUGUUCGACCCGCUGGGAUGGCUAACACCCGCCGUCAUCCGGGCAAAAAUCUAUAUUCAGUCCGCCUGGCUGCAGGGGCUGGGCUGGGACGACCCGCUACCCGCACCCGACGCUCGACUAUGGCGCGCGUUCGUCGAGGACCUUCCGAGUCUCGAGGACAUUCGAGUCGCACGAUGGCUGGAGGUCGACCGCCCGGGCGCCGCCGUCGAGCUGCACGGCUUCGCCGACGCGUCCGAACGAGCCUACGCCGCGGUGGUGUACCUCCGCAUCUCGCGACACGACCGCAUAUCUAUGCACUUACUCACCGCAAAAAGCAAGGUCGCUCCGGUGCGGCCGGUCUCGCUGCCCCGGUUGGAACUCGCCGCCGCAACUCUCCUGACCAAUCUCGCGCACCAUGUGCGCGAGGCUCUGAAUCUCGUUUCAGCUCCACUCGUCCUAUGGUCAGACUCCACCGUCACGCUGGACUGGAUUCACGGGCACGCUUCACGGUGGAAAACCUUCGUGGCCAACAGGGUGGCCCACAUCCAAGAGCGACUCCCGGAGGCUCGGUGGAUGCACGUCCCUGGGCGAGAAAAUCCCGCAGACUGCGCCUCCCGGGGGGUCUCGCCGACCGAGCUGGCCUCUCAUCCGCUCUGGUGGUCCGGCCCCCCUUGGUUGAGCCGCCCCUGCGACGCCUGGCCGGCUCGGAAAAUCCGUGACGGGCCCGACCGGAGCAUCCCCGAGAGCAGGACCGUAGCCGUUGCCACCGCACGCACCGUUUCCGAGCCGGAAACACUCCUCCGCUUCUCAUCCUGGACGUCGCUCCUCCGAGUCACCGCGUGGAUGAUGCGUUGGCGAUACCCUCGUCGCGGCCCUCUCGAACCGGACGAGCUGGACCGAGCGUCGCGUCACUGGAUCCGCACCACGCAAGGAGCCCAUUACCCCGCCGAAGUUGCAGCCGCAAAGGGAGGGCGCCCAAUGACGUCCACCAGCCCACUCCUCACCCUCGGGGUGUUCGUCGACGAGGCCAACAUCCUCAGAGUCGGCGGCAGGCUCAAGCACGCGAGUCUGCCGCGCGACGAGCGGCACCCCAUCGUGGUGCCACCCGCGUCACGGCUAGCGCUCCUGCUGGUCGACGCCUACCACCGGCGCACUCUGCACGGCGGAGUCCAAUUGACCCUCGGGCUGCUCCGCCUGCAAUACUGGUUGCCACGGGGCAGAGCCGUGGUCAAGCGACGGCUGCGGCAGUGCGUCACCUGCGUCCGCUGGCGCGGAGCCGCCAUUCAGCCCCCCAUGGGCAAUCUUCCGCGGGACCGAGUGACCCCCGCACGCCCGUUCCUGCGGACGGGAGUCGACUACGCCGGUCCCGUCUUCGUCAGGACCAGCAAGGGCCGGGGACAGCGCGCAUUCAAGGCGUUCAUCGCCGUCUUCGUGUGCUUUUGUACGAAGGCAGUGCACCUGGAGCUCGUCUCCGACUACACCUCCGAGGCGUUCCUGGCUGCCUUUCGGAG
Messenger RNA from Vollenhovia emeryi, 3698 nucleotides. RefSeq lists its product as uncharacterized. Gene Ontology annotation, biological process: proteolysis. The transcript has a single exon. NCBI's taxonomy places the organism in Eukaryota, Metazoa, Arthropoda, Insecta, Hymenoptera, Formicidae. The record is from RefSeq and is a predicted model, not a curated record. Gene Ontology annotation, molecular function: aspartic-type endopeptidase activity; nucleic acid binding. The annotation marks the transcript as partial.